Oppiella nova is the source of this 738-nucleotide messenger RNA. NCBI's taxonomy places the organism in Eukaryota, Metazoa, Arthropoda, Arachnida, Sarcoptiformes, Oppiidae. The record is from the annotation of a GenBank genome assembly.
AUGCCGUCGAUAUCAACGAAACCAUUGACUGCUGGAGACGUUGUCUUCAAAUGCAAACCAUUACUGCAUUGCACUAUACCCUCGCAUAAGGGAAAGGUUUGUGACAAUUGUCUCAAACGAGUUGUUGGCGACAAUCACAUCAGAGUUGUCUUAGAGCUGAAGAAGUGCGCGAAAUGUCGUCAAAUGUAUUAUUGCGGAAAAGAUUGUCAGACAAUGGACUGGAAGUACCACAAGAAGGAGUGCAAAGUCUUUAGACACCAAGACUUUAAGGAAUCUAAUGAUUACCUAUUCCUUCGGCUCUAUCUGUGCAUCAAAUCUGAUCCAACGUUUGCCACCAAAAGACACCAAUUAUUUGACGGAUCGGAUGUCUGUCUCAAUGACAUGAAAGUCUCGGAUGAGUUCAUUGCAAACAUAUCAACGACCGAUAAAUGGAUGAAACAGUUGCACAUAAUUUGCAAAACCUGUGAAAGCGUUGGCAUUGAAUAUGACUUCAAAGAACUUCUUCAAUGGUUUGCAUUCGUGCUGAAGAACUCCUUUGACAUCCAUUCAUAUGUCGGCGAUAUUCCUCGACUUCUCACUUAUGUCACACUCGUGUCAACCAAACACCGCUUAUGUACUAAAAGGCGAUUCGGUGGAAGUGGGGGCCAUGAGAUCGAUAGCACCGGGAGAUGAGAUCACUAUGAGUUACGUGAGUCUGGAUGGGAAUCGUACGGAACGUCUCAAGAAUUUGAAGGAACG